This is a messenger RNA of Cryptomeria japonica (Japanese cedar), 1734 nucleotides long. RefSeq names its product disease resistance protein L6-like. The record is from RefSeq and is a predicted model, not a curated record. NCBI's taxonomy places the organism in Eukaryota, Viridiplantae, Streptophyta, Pinopsida, Cupressales, Cupressaceae. The coding region runs from base 1 to 1734 and encodes 577 amino acids. Gene Ontology annotation, biological process: signal transduction; defense response. The transcript has 5 exons. Gene Ontology annotation, molecular function: ADP binding.
AUGGCAUCUACUUCUGCUUCUAGUUGUAAUACUGGAUGUCAACAAGAGAACGAUCAUACAAAUGCAUCAGAAGGAAUUGUUCCAUCUCCAUCUACUUCUGUUACAGCCUCAAUGGGAUCCCUGUUUUCAUCCUGUUUUAGCUGGUUUUCUUUCUUCAUUUCUCUCUGUUCAACUAAAUCCCAUUCUAUGCCUCAUAGAUCUACCUUGAGUACUCGGGUUAGACAUGAUUGUCAGGAGAUCUCACCAUCUUCAUCCACCACGCAUGCUUUUGAACAAGUUACACCAUCUCCUUCUACUUCUGGUAGAUCCACGAUGCCGGAGAGAAAGCUGCCCUAUGAUAUAUUUAUUAAUCAUCGUGGCCCUGAUGCUAAAAAGACACUCGCCACCGAUCUCUACAAUACCCUCAAUGGCAUGGGAUUGAGGGUUUUUCUUGAUUCCCAAGAGCUUGAAUUGGGGGAUUACUUGCCUACAGAGAUUGAAGAAGUAAUUUGCAGGGCUUCACUUCAUAUAGCUAUACUUUCUCCGAGGUAUGCACAAUCCCCAUGGUGUUUGGCAGAGCUUUCAUUUAUGCUUAAAACAUGCACUCCAAUUGUUCCUAUUUUCUAUCAUGUUCAACCUGAUGACGUCCGAUAUGCAAAAGGAGUAUAUGGUCAUGCAUUUUUAGAACACGAAAAGAAGGGUAGGUAUACCUCAAAAAAGCUUCAGGAGUGGAAGAACGCGCUCAACAAUGUUUCAUAUAAUGUUGGUAGCAUCAUUCAUAAUGAAGUUACAUAUGUUAAGCAAUGUUUGUUCCGUUUCGUUUUGUUGUUGUUCUAUAUGUCUGGUGACGGGGAGAGCCUGCUCAAGAGUAUAGUUAAUCAUGUUUUCUUCCUGUCAAAGUUCAGAUCCAGAUCCAUGGCAUUUGCUUCUGCUUCUAGUUGUAAUAUUGGAUGUCAACAAGAAAACGAGCAUACAAAUGCAUCUGAAGGAAUUGUUCCAUCUUCAUCUACUUCUGUUACAACCUCAAUAGGAUCCUUAUUUUCAUCCUGUUUUAGCUGGUUUUCUUUCUUAAUUUCUCUUUGUUCAAUUAAAUCCAAUUAUGUGCCUGAUAGAUCUACCUCUAGUACUCAGCUUGAAUUAGGGGAUUUAAUGCCUACAGAGAUUGAAGAAGUAAUGCGCAGGGCUUCACUUCAUAUAGCUAUACUUUCUCCGAGUGACGAGGAGAGCCUGCUCAAGAGUAUUGUUAAUCGUGUUUUGAAAAUAAUAAAAAAUGUGCUAUUUGUGGUUUCCAAACAUCCGAUUGAUCUAGAUGAAGUUGUCAUAGAUUUUGAGAGGACUAUGCUUCAAUCUGCAAAAAGCUCUCACACAGUGCAAAUUGUGGGAAUUUGGGGCAUGGGAGGUUUUGGCAAAACCACUCUUGCCAAACAAUUAUAUAACAAUAAAUACAUAAUUAUAGAAAAGUCUAGUUUUCUUUUUGAUGUUAGAGAUGUUGCUUCAAAAAUUUUAUUGCAUAAUAAACAGAAAAAUAUUUUGGAGGACUUCGGUCUUCAGGGUAUAUUGGUUGACAAUAUAGAAGAAGGGAAGGGAAUUCUUGCCAACCAUUUGAGAUCUGUUCAAGUGCCGAUCAUUCUAGAUGAUGUGGAUAAUGAAUAUCAAUUAGAUGCUCUAGUGCCUAAUAAGGAUAGUCUUGGAUGGGAAUUACCUUUUGUUAUUUGGGUGUCUGAGAGGAUAUCUUUUUCUGCCUCAGAGUGCUAG